AAUUUAAUAUUGUCAAGAUGUCAACCCAAUGGAAUCCCAAAAAGCUUAAGAAAUUAAUGCUCAAGCCUAUCCAUCUUGUGUAUAAGUACUUCCAAAGUAAGGCAAAGGUGGAAGUAUGGCUGUAUGAAAACAAGGUAACCAGAAUUGAAGGAAAGAUUAUUGGAUUCGAUGAGUACAUGAACAUGGUCCUGGAUGAGGCAGAAGAAGUAAAUAUCAAAACAGGUAAAAGAAAAGAAGUUGGGAGAAUAAUGCUCAAAGGAGAUAAUGUGACCCUUAUCUGCAAUAUCACGGAGUAGCUAAAGUAAGUUCCUUCCCUAAAGAGCGAAAAUCCACU
This is a messenger RNA of Moneuplotes crassus, 334 nucleotides long. The record is from the annotation of a GenBank genome assembly. Lineage: Eukaryota; Ciliophora; Spirotrichea; Euplotida; Euplotidae.